This is a messenger RNA of Lycium barbarum (goji berry), 2095 nucleotides long. RefSeq names its product low affinity inorganic phosphate transporter 1-like. NCBI's taxonomy places the organism in Eukaryota, Viridiplantae, Streptophyta, Magnoliopsida, Solanales, Solanaceae. Gene Ontology annotation, cellular component: membrane. Gene Ontology annotation, molecular function: phosphate transmembrane transporter activity. Gene Ontology annotation, biological process: transmembrane transport; phosphate ion transport. The record is from RefSeq and is a predicted model, not a curated record.
CAACUUCUCUUCAUAACUCAGUUUACUCUUUCUCUCUUAUUUUCUCAGAGUUCAGAUUCAGUGAAGCUAAAUAAAUGCAAUAAACCAAAGUUUUGAUAUUUUUGGCUCUUUCUUAGAGCUUUUGAACUUAAAAAAAAAAAAAAACCAAUCUUUUCAAGAUUUGGUUUUUUUAAUUUGUGUUGUUUCUUGAUUCGAUUGCAUUCGGUGGAAAUUGAAAUCUUGGUGAAGAAAAAUCUUUAAGGAAGAAGGUUUGAGAAAGUUUAGUCAUGGCUAACGAUAAUUUGAAAGUGCUAAAUGCACUAGAUGUUGCGAAAACACAACUUUAUCACUUCACAGCAAUUGUGAUUGCUGGCAUGGGCUUCUUUACUGAUGCUUAUGACCUUUUCUGCAUUUCUAUGGUCACUAAAUUGCUUGGUCGCAUUUACUACCAUCAAGAAGGAGCAUUGAAACCUGGCUCUCUGCCCCCUAAUGUCUCAUCAGCCGUUAACGGAGUCGCCUUCUGUGGAACCCUUACUGGACAACUGUUUUUCGGGUGGCUAGGAGAUAAACUUGGAAGGAAGAAAGUUUAUGGAAUGACCCUUAUGAUUAUGGUCAUUUGUUCGAUUGCCUCGGGGCUCUCUUUUGGUCAUACACCAAAAAGCGUUAUGACUACACUUUGUUUCUUCAGGUUUUGGCUAGGAUUUGGCAUUGGUGGUGAUUACCCCCUUUCUGCCACCAUCAUGUCUGAGUAUGCUAACAAAAAGACUCGUGGAGCGUUCAUUGCUGCGGUGUUUGCCAUGCAAGGUUUCGGAAUUCUUGCUGGUGGAAUGGUGGCAAUCAUUGUUUCUGCGGCAUUCAAAGGAGCAUUCCCUGCACCAGCAUAUGGGACUAAUGCUGUUGCUUCAACAGUCCCUCAGGCUGAUUUCGUGUGGCGUAUAAUUCUCAUGUUUGGUGCAAUCCCAGCUGGAAUGACUUAUUACUGGCGUAUGAAGAUGCCUGAAACCGCACGUUACACUGCCUUGGUUGCCAAGAACUUAAAACAGGCAGCUAACGACAUGUCCAAAGUGUUGCAAGUCGAAAUUGAAGCAGAGCCAGAGAAAGUCGAGAAUGCCGCUCAAGACGGUCCGAAUAGCUUUGGUUUGUUCACUAAGGAGUUCCUCCGUCGCCAUGGACUUCACUUGCUCGGAACUGCUAGCACAUGGUUCCUGUUGGACAUUGCUUUCUACAGUCAGAACCUUUUCCAGAAGGACAUUUUCAGUGCGAUCGGAUGGAUUCCACCAGCACAAACGAUGAACGCGUUGGAAGAAGUUUACAGAAUUGCUAGGGCACAAACUAUUAUUGCCCUUUGCAGUACUGUUCCUGGUUACUGGUUUACGGUGGUAUUUAUCGAUAGAAUUGGUCGAUUUGCAAUUCAGUUGAUGGGAUUCUUCUUCAUGACAGUCUUCAUGUUUGCCUUAGCCAUUCCGUACCAUCACUGGACUCUCAAAGAUAACAGAAUCGGGUUCGUGGUCAUGUACUCACUCACCUUUUUCUUUGCGAAUUUUGGUCCAAAUGCUACAACAUUCGUGGUCCCCGCGGAGAUUUUCCCGGCCAGGCUUAGGUCCACAUGCCAUGGUAUAUCAGCAGCAGCUGGGAAAGCAGGAGCUAUGGUUGGUGCAUUCGGGUUCUUGUACGCUGCUCAGCCCCAGGAUCCCAAAAAGACUGAUGCCGGUUACCCUGCUGAUUGGGGUGAGGAACUCGCUGAUCAUCCUAGGUUGUGUAACUUCCUUGGAAUGAUAUUCACAUUCUUGGUGCCAGAAUCCAAUGGGAAGUCAUUGGAAGAAAUGUCAAGGGAAAAUGAAGGGGAAGAGGAAAGUGCUGGAACUGAAAUGAGGGGGGCUAGUGGAAGGACAGUUCCUGUUUAAUUUUGGAAAAUUUGGUAUAUACUAAUGAUGCAUUUUGAGUGAAUUUGUUUGUGGUCUUUGGAGCAACACAUCUUGGGAUGAAAGAGUUGUUUUGUGGUAUGUUUUAAGAUGGAAUAAGCUCUUACUAUUUUGUUUGUUUCUGAUGGUAAUUAGACAUUAUCUUAGUACUGCAGAUCCCUGAAAUUCUGAGAUAUAUAAAGUGAUUAACUAAA